AAUUCAUGUACAGGUCGCUUGUACACGUUUGGUGGAUUUGAUGGUUCUUUAAAUUCUUUAAAUUCAAUGGAAAGUUUUGAUCCAAGAGAAGGGAAAUGGGAAUCACUAAAACCAAUGAAUGAGAAAAGAGGGGCAUUGUGUGGUGUUGUUUACAAUGAUGAGAUUUACGCCAUUGGUGGUAGUGGAAGAAGUGUAGAGCGGUAUAACAUACGAACCAACACUUGGACCAAAGUUAGCAGCUUGAACCACGUGCGGUAUGGUUCUUGUGCUUGUGUUGUGAAUGGGAAGAUAUACGUCAUUGGAGGCCAUGGUGAUGAUGCAUCAACAUCAAUUGAGGCUUAUGAUGCAACAAUCAAUGAAUGGAAGAUUGAAACCAACAUGGAGACACCAAGAAAUGAUGCAUCAGUUGUAGCUUUGUAAACAAAGUAAAAAAUUGUUUUAAACAAGCUUUUCCCUUCAUACAUUUACUAAUUAAAAGUUAGUUUCAUACUUUCAUUUAUUACAUCACAAUUCACUCUAUGCACUUUAAAUGUGUUCUAUCAACCAUUGAAGUAUAAACUAGACAACCAGAUCAAGCAAAUGAAUUUAUUUCAAUCUGAGAAAAAAAUGUUUCUAACUGAGGUGUUUUUCUUGGUUUAAACAACUUUUAAGUAGUACGUAUAUACAUAUUUUAGCUUUUCUUAAUUUCCCCAUCACUAUCCUGUCUUUGCAAUUGAAUUGUGAACUCAUUGUUUUAAUUAGAGUGUGUUGAAACAACUUGUAAUUAAAGCUUGAUUUUA
Ciona intestinalis (vase tunicate) is the source of this 779-nucleotide messenger RNA. Lineage: Eukaryota; Metazoa; Chordata; Ascidiacea; Phlebobranchia; Cionidae. The record is from RefSeq and is a predicted model, not a curated record.